This is a messenger RNA of Nymphaea colorata (pocket water lily), 4367 nucleotides long. Its product is annotated as probable copper-transporting ATPase HMA5. The record is from RefSeq and is a predicted model, not a curated record. Gene Ontology annotation, biological process: monoatomic cation transport. Gene Ontology annotation, molecular function: copper ion binding; ATP hydrolysis activity; ATPase-coupled monoatomic cation transmembrane transporter activity. The coding region runs from base 1257 to 4220 and encodes 987 amino acids. The transcript is spliced from 8 exons. Lineage: Eukaryota; Viridiplantae; Streptophyta; Magnoliopsida; Nymphaeales; Nymphaeaceae. Gene Ontology annotation, cellular component: membrane.
CCGCGAGCCAUCCGCCGCACAAGAAGAUCCGCGAAAAAGAGGCUCGAAACGCAUACUUUUGUUUCGUGAAAGGAACUCGUUCCAAUCAAAGCAGCCCCGCUUUCUCGCAAGCUGCAGGGCAAAACAUUGCUGCCUCUACGGCUAGCCACGCCGCCCCGGCUUCCGUUCGCAUUGCCGCCACCAGCAUCCCUAGUCCCCAUCCCCGCCACGGGAAGCUUUCACUCCUGUGGUUACACGUAUCAAUUUGUUCUUACCUGCCACGUUGUUCAUGCAUGUAGACUCCAUCCAGCUGCCAAUUCGUUCAAGCUGGUCUCGUCUAAAAAUAGCAGUUUCACGCCAAGCCGGUUGGGAUGCAAACUUGAAGAAGGAUACCAGAAAUACAGACUUCAAAAGCUUUUAGAAAGAAAGGAUGUGUAGCGAAUAUUCAAAAUGAACUAAUUUAAAGCAGCAAUUCAACUGCAGAAAGUUUAUAAUAAUGGAGCAAUUGGCUGAGAGAAUCCCGAAAAAAGAUAAUAGAUCACAAUAAAGUGCAACCGUUGCAACUAGGAUUGUCAAAUAUGAAGUUCCCAUUUUGCCGGUAGUUUUUCUUUCCAGGUGAUUGUCAUCGCGCCUGAACCAGCUUCCCGUUUAUGCCUGAAUCCCAUCCAGCAGGUGCCCCCUUUGGGUUUUAGUUCUUGUUUGCUGGAAGAACGACUUUCCUAAUUCUUUCAGGACCUACUGAGACGAGGCACCCGUGAUUCUCUUUACCAUUUCUAAGACUCGCAAACCUCACCACAAUUGGUUUCGUCGAUAAAAUUGCAAGUUGCUGCGGAGGGCUCAGAACCACAGAGUGGAAGGAAACGAGGAUGGCAGCCAGCAAUUCAACUGCAGAAAGUUUACAAUAAUGGAGCAAUUGGCUGAGAGGAAUCCCGAAGAUAUAUAAUGGAUCACAAUAAAGUGCAACCGUUGCAACUAGGAUUGUCAAAUAUGAAGUUCCCCAUUUUGCUGGCAGUUUUUCUUUCCAGGUGAUUGACAUCGCGCCUGAACCAGCUUUCCGUUUAUGCCUGAAUCACACGCAGCAGGUGCCCCCUUUGGGUUUUAGUUCUUGUUUUCUGGAAGAACGACUUUCCUAAUUCUUUCAGGACCUACCGAGGCGAGGCAUCUGUGAUUCUCUUUGCCAUUUCUAGGAGUCGCAAACCUCACCACAAUUGGUUUCGUCGAUAAAAUUGCAAGUUGCUGCGUAGGACUCAGAGCCACAGCAGUGGAAGGAAACAAGAAUGGCAGCCAGGUACUUGGCCAUGGCGUGCCUGCGGAAGCAGAGCCACGACCUCUCUCCGACGCCGCACUAUCCCUCCAUGCCAAAGUACCCGAGGGGGUGGGCCGUCGGGGAGGCCUCGGAUGGGUUCUCCAGCAGUCCCAAGAAGAAGGUCCUCUUCUCAGUAACAGGGAUGAGGUGCUCAGCCUGCGCGGCAUCCAUUGAAAAGGCCAUCAAGCGCCUCAAUGGCAUCCAUGACGCUGUAGUCGAUGUCGUUCGUGGCAAGACCCAAGUCAUUUUUUACCCGGAAUUCGUUAUCGAGGAGACGAUUAGAGAGGCCAUUGAAGAUGUAGGGUUUGAAGCUACACUAAUUCAAGAAGGUUCAAGUGAAAGGAAAUCACUAAUUUGCCGGAUCCGUGUGAAAGGAAUGACUUGUACAUCCUGCUCUUCAACUGUCGAAUCUGUUCUGCAAGCUGUUCAUGGUGUGCAGAAAGCGGUUGUUGCUCUAGCUACAGAGGAAGCAGAAAUCAAGUAUGACGUAGGCCUCGUGUCCUGUAAGAAGCUUAUCGAUGUGAUUGAAGAUACUGGUUUUGAGGCAAUCUUGAUCACUACAGGAGAAGAUUGUAACAGGGUGACACUCAGUCUUGAAGGAGCUACUACAGAUGAGUCCAUGAGAAGGAUUGAAUGUUCACUUCGUGCAUUGCCGGGAAUUGAAGAAAUUGAAAUCUACAAUAACUUGCAUCAGGUGUGCAUAUCAUACAAGACUGAUCGUGUAGGGCCAAGGCAUUUUAUUAAUGUGAUUGAAUCAACAGAGUAUGGACAUGUCAAGGCAACGAUAUCUUCUCAUGAAGGAGACAAACUUCUUGAUAGAAGCAAUGAAAUUAAACAGUAUAGAAGUCAUUUCUUGUGGAGUUUGGUGUUCACGGUUCCUGUGUUCUUAACUUCUAUGGUCCUGAUGUACAUUCCACGGGUAAAAGGCAUCUUGGAACAUAAUAUCGUGAACAUGCUGACAAUUGGAGGGCUUUUAAGAUGGAUUUUGUCUACUCCUGUUCAGUUUAUCAUAGGCAGAAGAUUUUACAGUGGAUCUUAUAAAGCUCUUCGUCAUGGCUCCCCAAACAUGGACGUGUUAAUUGCACUGGGAACCAAUUCUGCUUACUUUUAUUCAGUAUAUUCGGUGAUCAAAGCUGCAACAUCUCCAAAUUUCAUGGGCAUGGAUUUUUUUGAGACCAGUGCAAUGCUCAUAUCUUUUAUUUUACUAGGGAAAUAUCUCGAGGUAUUAGCUAAGGGUAAAACAUCAGAUGCUAUUGCAAAGCUAGUGUGCUUGAAACCAAAAACAGCAAUCUUGCUAGGAGUUGAUAGUGAAGGGAAUGUGAUUUCUGAAGAAGAGAUGGAUGCUAGGUUGAUACAGCAAAAUGACAUUAUUAAGAUACUUCCUGGUGAAAAGGUAGCUGCAGAUGGGAUAGUUGUUUGGGGACAGAGUCAUGUUAAUGAGAGUAUGAUAACAGGGGAAGCUAGGCCAGUUGGGAAGACAAAGGAUGAUGCUGUGAUAGGAGGUACAGUAAAUGUGAAUGGAGUUUUGCAUGUCAAGGUCACCCGUGUUGGGUCAGAAAGCGCUCUGUCACAGAUUGUUCAAUUGGUUGAAGCAGCACAGUUGGCUAAAGCUCCAAUCCAAAAGUUUGCAGAUCGUAUAUCCAAGUAUUUUGUGCCAAUGGUCAUUGUUGCUUCUUUAUCCACUUGGUUAGCUUGGUUUCUAGCUGGAAAAUUUAAUGCCUACCCAAAGUCAUGGAUUCCCCCUUCUAUGGACCACUUUCAGCUUGCUCUUCAGUUUGGCAUUUCUGUCAUGGUCAUCGCCUGUCCCUGUGCACUGGGCCUUGCGACUCCCACUGCUGUCAUGGUUAGUACUGGUGUAGGUGCUUCUCAAGGAGUAUUGAUUAAAGGUGGUCAAGCAUUGGAGAGUGCACACAAGGUUGACUGCAUCGUGUUUGACAAGACUGGAACACUUACCAGGGGAAAGCCUACAGUCAUCAGCACCAAGCUUUUGAAGAAUAUUGUUCUUCGUGAUUUUUAUGAACUAGUGGCAGCAACUGAGUUGAACAGCGGGCACCCACUAGCCAAGGCCAUUGUUGAGUAUGCAAAAAUAUUCAGAGAGGAAAACGGCUCGGCUUGGCCUGAUGUGCAGAAUUGUGAAUCUAUUACCGGCCAUGGUGUGAAGGCCACCCUUUGUAACAAAACCGUACUGAUUGGGAACAAAAGUUUGAUGCUGAACUCUGGUGUUGCUAUUCCUAUUGAAGCCUCUGAUAUCAUCGAAGAGAUUGAAAAAUUGGCAAUGACAGGGAUAAUGGUUUCUAUAAAUGGGGAGCUGGUGGGGAUCAUAGCUAUAUCUGACCCAUUGAAGGAUAACGCUCAAGAAGUUAUUUCCAUUCUCAGGUCCAUGGGCAUCAGAACUAUAAUGGUAACAGGGGACAAUUGGGGUACAGCAAAUGCUGUGUCAAAAGAGCUUGGGAUUGACGAAGUCAUUGCAGAAGCUAAACCAGAUGAGAAGGCAGAGAAAAUAAAAGAGCUACAGAUGUCUGGUUUAACGGUCGCAAUGGUGGGAGAUGGCAUAAAUGACUCACCUGCACUCGUUGCUGCCGAUGUCGGUAUGGCUAUCGGUGCUGGCACUGAUAUCGCUAUUGAAGCAGCAGACAUUGUGCUGAUGAAAAGCAACUUGGAAGAUGUUGUAACUGCGAUAGACCUCUCCAAGAAGACAUACCUGAGAAUUCGCUUAAACUACAUGUGGGCUCUUGGGUACAACUUGGUAAGUAUUCCAAUUGCAGCUGGAGUCCUCUUCCCAUUAACGCAUUUCAGGCUUCCACCCUGGGUCGCAGGUGCUGCCAUGGCUGCGUCUUCGGUCAGCGUGGUAUGCUGCUCUCUUUUACUAAAAACUUAUCGCAGGCCCAAGAAGCUGGACAGACUCUCAACUAGCAGGAUUGUGGUCGAACGGUGACCAUUUGUUGCCCCUGCAUGCUGGCAUCGUCAUACAUAGUGCAGGGUAAUAAUUCUCUGUUACGGUCAACCAUGCUACUUCUUUUUACUCAAAUGGAAAGUUGAUUACUUCAAAAGGCCCUAUGCUGAAUCUUACAAGAUUGUGGUC